AUGGGAAGAAAGGAUCUCAAGUCUAAUAUUUUAAAAACUUCAGCUAUUCUAGCACUGACAGCAGUGGCUUCUACUGCUUAAGCCUAAAAAUUCAAUCCUUAUGGAACAAUUAAGAAAAACUUAAUGGGGGAUAAACUGCAUCAUCAUAAUAAGGAAUACUUGUCUGCUUAUGAGUCAUUAAUGGGUCAAAGCAAAAGUCCUGGAGCUGUUUAAGUGUGUAAAUAAUCUGAAAACAAAAUAGAGACACUACCUUACUGGAAUCCUUCAGAUUAAUUUCCAUGCAUGUAUUCUGGGACAUUCUAGACUUCGCUAACUCCCGAAUAAGAUCACAAUCUGUUCUAUUGGCUAAUAAAAAAUACUAAAACAACUGAGUCCCCGAAUCUCGUAAUCUGGCUGGAUGGUGGCCCAGGUUCGACCUCAAUGGAAGGACUAUUUAUUGGAAAUGGUCCCUUGAGAGUGAAAAGGACUGGAGCUGGCUUAGAUGAUUUUAUAGUUGGAUUGAACCCAGAAGGCUCUUGGGCUGACUAAGCUGAUGUGCUUUAUCUUGAUUAACCAGUUGAUGCUGGAUUCUCAUAUGGAAACAGCAUUAUUGAUAGAAUGGAAGAUGGUGCAUAGGAAUUCAUUAAAUUUAUGCAGGCUUUCGCUGCAGUUUACCCAGAAUACAAUCAAGCUAAUUAAGGAAGGAAAAUAUAUCUGAGUGGAUGGUCUUAUGCUGGCAAAUAUAUCCCAGUUUAUGUUCAUCAUCUAAAGUAGAACAAUGAAAGAGAAGGUUAAAUAAAAUUUGAAAUUGGUGGAGUAAUGAUUGGUGAUCCUCUAGCUUCUCCAAUUAUAAUGAGAACUUAAUCCUACACAGUCGCCCAGGCUCUGAAUGUCAUUGAUGAAAGCAAUUUCGCUCAAGUUGAGUCACUUAGAAGAAAAUGCGAAUAAAUGCUGACAUAAGAUUGGGCUUAGGCCUCUGAUACUUGCGAUGGAACUUUGAAUUAUAUUACUGAUGUCUCAGGUGGUUUGAUUACUUUUGAUGCUCGUAAGUUUGACUAUGACUGGAAUCCAAUCUCAGAUGUGGUUGAUGAUUUCUUUGGUAAAUCAAUUUAAAAAGAAGCUAUUUACAAGGCUAUCCACAUUGAUAAGAGCACUCGUGUUCCUAUAUAUCAGCAUAUGAGUGAUAAAAUCUAUCAAGCAUUCAAGUUUGAGAAAAUGCUAGACUAUAGCUACUGGUACAAUAAGCUUAUUGAGAAUAACAUAAAGACUCUUAUUUAUGCUGGAGAGUGGGAUCAAAGAAGUGGUCCGGUAACUGUUGACUCUUUUCUUCAAGGAGUUCCAAAUCUUAACAAGCAUGAUUUUUGGACUCAAGCUAGAAAAGUCUAUUAUGUAAAGAAGACCGAUGGAACUUAUGUGGUAGGUGGAUAUUACAGAGAAGAUAAGGAACAAUAAUUUACUUUCCUAACUCUACCAAAGGCAGGCCAUUUCGCUGCUGGGGAUCAAAUUCUAGUGACAAAUUAGUUCCUUACUGACUAUCAAGUAAGUGAUAGUCUAAUCUGCCAUAAGGAUAAGCAGUUGGAUUGCUAAAACGAAGCAAUGAUGUGCUAACAUAUGAAUUUUUGCAAUAAUCAUGGAACUUGCCAAUCAAACGGAUAAUGUACUUGUUUAUAAGGAUUUAAAAGUGCUGACUGCUCAGAAUAAGCUGUAUAACUAGUACCAUCAUUCCAUUAAAAGUUUGAAACCAAUGGAACAUAGUGGAUUUAUUUCUAAUUCUCUCAAGGACUAUCCUAUAAUCACAAAUAUGAAUUCACUUUAUCGUCAAAACAACCGAUAGAUUUAUACAUAUCAACAGGAUCUGAUAGUGAUCCCAAUGAGUUCUCUCAUGAUUUAGCUUUUAAAGGCUAGAAUUAUAUGACAAUUUAAUCAGAUCAUUUCCCGAGCCUUUCCACCUUUGUGGCAGCAGUUAAGAUUAAUGGUAUUGAUUUCUACAAUAAUGCAUUCCAUUUGAAUAAUUUGAUUGCUAAAUUUGAUGUCAAGAGCUUGUGA
Stylonychia lemnae is the source of this 2025-nucleotide messenger RNA. The record is from the annotation of a GenBank genome assembly. NCBI's taxonomy places the organism in Eukaryota, Ciliophora, Spirotrichea, Sporadotrichida, Oxytrichidae.